AAGGAAUUGAGGGUUACGUGCACCUGCCUGCCCGGGGAAACAGACCUAGCAGGGAGGAAGGUCUUGCUUAGUACCGCACGAGUUAGUGGCCCAGUUCAGUCAGGCUUUUUUCUUUCGUUCCAUAGAUAACGUACGAACGCAUGCAGUGGGGCAGCCCUAGUGCUAGGCUCUCUGAAAACUAAGGUGACUGAAGUAGCCAUGGUUACGUCCUGCCUGGAGAGGAUAGUUUACAGGGGAGUCGAACAUUAAACACCUAACCAUGCUGCUGAAAGUACAAAUUCAAAUUGUGGCAAUGGCUAUGGAAAAGAACAGAAAAAGUAAUGGUAAAGCAGCAAAGAUCUCUUUCGGCAAGGGUGUCAGAGCAGACUUCCUGAACGAGAGGACACUUGAGCUGCGGCUUGAGAAGUAUGGCAAGGGCCAGAGGAAAUAUAUGCUGGGCAGAGCGAACAGCACCUGUGGAUAUUUGAGUUGGUAAAGAACGUUCAGGAAAGGAGGCUUUCGAUGGGUCAAAUGCUGUGAUGGGCAUACAGGAUAUAAUGUUUGUGUACCGGUCAGGAGUUCACCAUCUAGUGCCACAGACAUAAGUAAAAUGCAGAGAUGAAGUUGCAAGCGUGGGGAAAGGACGUGAUCAAAAAAGCAUUUUGAAAAGAUUGCUCUGCAGGUGAAUGGCCAUGCCAUUUACUGGACUAGGGAAACGGGUAGAGGGCUUCUGGGAAAAAUAGAUGUGAUAAUGGAUCAUCAUGUUUCCACCAUCAAACCUCGAAGAAUCCAAAACCAAAAUGUCAUUCACCGCCUGGAACGCCGGCGGAUCAGUUCAGGCAAGGCAGGCACCCACUGGCACCAGGUCCGAGUGUUCCACCAGAAUGUCUUCCCCAACUUCACGGUCGUCAAUGUUGAAAAGCCCCCUUGUUUCUUGCGUAAAUUCUCACCUGAUGGACGCUACUUCAUUGCUUUCUCUUCAGACCAGACAUCUCUCGAAAUCUAUGAGUACCAGGGCUGCCAGGCAGCUGAGGACCUACUGCAGGGCUAUGAGGGGGAAAUCCUGUCCAAUGGCAAUGACCAGCGGUCAGUCAACAUCCGUGGCCGGCUCUUCGAACGCUUUUUCGUCCUGCUGCACAUUACCAAUGUGGCAGCCAAUGGCGAGCACCUGAACCGGGAGUGCAGCCUCUUCACUGAUGACUGCCGCUGUGUCAUCGUGGGCUCAGCUGCCUAUCUCCCAGACGAGCCUCACCCUCCUUUUUAUGAGGUAUAUCGGAACAGUGAGUCCGUGACCCCCAACCCCCGGUCCCCCCUGGAGGACUACUCCCUCCAUAUCAUUGACCUUCAUACUGGCCGCUUAUGUGAUACACGUACCUUCAAGUGUGACAAAGUCGUCCUGUCGCACAACCAAGGGUUGUACUUGUAUAAGAACAUCCUGGCCAUCUUGUCAGUGCAGCAGCAGACCAUCCAUGUCUUCCAGGUGACUCCUGAAGGCACUUUCAUUGAUGUGAGGACCAUUGGCCGCUUCUGCUAUGAGGAUGACCUGCUCACUGUGUCAGCUGUUUUUCCUGAGGUGCAGCGGGACAGUCAGACAGGCAUGGCCAAUCCUUUCAGGGAUCCCUUCAUCAACUCCCUGAAACACCGGCUGCUCGUGUACCUUUGGCGCCGGGCAGAGCAGGAUGGUAGUGCAAUGGCCAAGAGGCGCUUCUUCCAGUAUUUUGACCAACUGCGGCAGCUGCGCAUGUGGAAAAUGCAGCUUCUGGAUGAAAACCAUCUGUUUAUCAAGUAUACUAGUGAGGAUGUCGUAACCCUGCGGGUCACAGAUCCAUCACAGCUGAUUCUGCCUGUAACAGUUAGAGACUGUAUAAAGAAUUGUCUCCUAAGACCGUACCAGCCAUCCAUGGCAUCUUUCUUUGUGGUGUACAAUAUGGUGACAACAGAGGUGAUCGCUGUGUUUGAGAAUACAUCAGAUGAGCUUUUGGAGCUGUUUGAGAACUUCUGUGAUCUCUUCCGUAACGCUACCCUGCAUAGUGAAGUCCAGUUUCCCUGCUCAGCUUCCAGCAACAAUUUUGCACGGCAGAUCCAGCGCCGGUUUAAAGACACUAUUGUAAAUGCCAAGUAUGGAGGGCACACGGAGGCAGUACGCCGGCUGCUGGGUCAGCUCCCCAUCAGCGCCCAGUCUUACAGUGGUAGCCCCUACCUUGAUUUGUCUCUCUUCAGCUACGAUGACAAGUGGGUGUCAGUCAUGGAGCGGCCCAAGACUUGUGGAGAUCACCCUAUCAGGUUCUAUGCCCGGGACUCUGGUCUGCUCAAGUUUGAGAUUCAGGCAGGCUUACUGGGCCGUCCCAUCAACCACACGGUGCGACGCCUUGUUGCCUUCACCUUCCACCCUUUCGAGCCUUUUGCUAUCUCUGUGCAGAGGACUAACGCUGAGUAUGUUGUCAACUUCCAUAUGCGACACUGCUGCACGUAGGUGCCUCACCAGAGUGGGUCAUCCGGUCUUCCAAGACUCUGCCUCCUUCAUAUCUCAGUGGACUGUAAAGCAGAAGCUCCUGACUCUCAGCCUUGUCGGUUCCAGACUGUAUACCUCAGAUGGGGAGAGCCAGGUGGCUCAGCCUGACGGAAUUUUUUUGUCAUACACAGUACAACUACCGAUCGACUUAAAGUCCUCUUACCUUUUCCCUGUGGGAAUGCCCAGCAUUAAUUAAGUCCGUUUAAGUUUUUUUUAUUUUGCAUUUUAUUGCUAUGAAGAUGAGAGCAUUACACCUCUGCCUCCUUCAUGUCACUUCUUUGGCAUUAUGGUAUGCAGCCUGAAGCAGGUAAAUCUUGUUUACUCAUGAGAAGUAUGUACAUCUUUCCACUUAGCCAAUAGCAGGGCUGUCUUUAUAAGAAAAAAAAAAAUAAAGCCUUGGUAUUUUCUUACUUAAAUAUAUCCUGUUUAAUGACUGCCUUAUGUUCUGAUCUCACCAAAUGUUUUUCAAAUACAUGAGUUCCAGGAAGGACUGUGAAAGGGACUAGAGGCCAUAGAUCCAGCAGCUGCUCUUGGGAGGACUAAGUGAUGUGUGCUAGCGUGGAAGACAGCUAUCUGCCGGGAUUGUUUCCUUCCCUCGGGUGUUCUCCUGGUAAUUGUUACAGCUGGAGGAACUGGGCAUAAUUGCACAUCCUCGUGUGGAAGCAUGCUCCCAUCUGCACCAUCUGCGUUGUGCAGGUGGAAGAGUGAGCGGUUCUCACUGCCACAGCAGAAACAAACACUGUGCAGCACUUACUGUAAUUUGGGUAGUGGGAGCUGGCAAGCUCCAGGUGUCCCUAAAGAGAUCAGACAGGUUGUUCCUGGAUGGCUGAGCCAUCACUGCUCUCCUACAAACACCUGCCAGCCACCAGUCAGCAUCCUUCUGUCACUUUCUCAGCCUCCUCCACAGGGCUUGUCAGGAUGUUUAUGUUUCAUCUUCAUACUGUGCCCACCAUUUAUGUAGUAAGCUUGUUUAGUAGCCUUUGACUUUGAAGGUAGCUUUCAGAGCAGGCUGGGAAAGGAGCCGUGGAUGCAGACAGCUGGAUCCUAUAUCCCUCUACCGUCUAGGUCCUGACUUCCCUUGGGAACAUAAUAAAUGUGAUAUGAGAUGCUGAGCCCCACCAAAACCAGUUCAGCUUAUUUCAUAAUCUUCAACUUCGAACAGCUAAAUUAAUUCUCAUUCAGCAUUCAACAUAAGAUUUGAGCACCUACUGUGUGUCAGGUAGAUGCUGUGCCAAGAUGUUGAGGGUGAGGAGAGAAAUAGGCAAAUAGAAUUAUAAUGCAAAAUGGUAAAAGCCGCAUUAGUGUAUAUCUGGGAACAGUGGAGGGGGCUGAAGGAGAGGCAGAGAAGGAAGGCUAUACUGGGGAAGGGACACUGAAACUGGGUAAAUGGGAAUCUGUCAUGUGAACCAGGGCAGAGGACAUUUCAGGGAGAGAUCCAGCAUGUGCAAUGGCAUGGAAGCAUCAGUAGGGCUGUCACGGUUGUGAAACGGUGAAUAAUCUAAUGGCUACAGCACAAGAUGUGUGGGGGGCCUAGGGCAACAGGACUGAGUCACUAAGAGGAACCUUGUGCAUGGUGCUAGGGUGUUAUGCAAUGGAAGGCGUAGUAUGAAUUUCACAAAGAUAGUUUUCAGCGGUCUGGAAGGUGGCUUGGAGGGAGUAGAGAUAGGCCAGACAAGUCAGUGGUAAUCCAAAGGGAGAGCUUGAACACUAUCACUGGCCAUCUGGAUGGAUGAAAUACUGAAGCAUUCUCCCAGAUUCUGUGUGUAGGUCAUGAGGAAAUCAGGGUCCCAAAGCUGUCACAUGUUUGUGGAGCUGAGUGAACCUUUCUUGGUAGAAGCCCUUUACCUGUAGCUUUUUCUUUAUACCAGGUUGCGUGAUUGUACCUGAAGACUUGGCAGAGCAGAAAGAGCACAGAGUGUAGAGUUACUCGGGCCUCACUGUGAAUCCUGGCUCUUCUGCUCAUUAGCUGUGUGACCAGUGGGCCAAUUUCCUAGCCUUUCUGAGGCUUAAUUUACACUUCCCUCCACCUUAGUCAUGCAUUCCCUUGGUCAUAUCUUAGAUCUUUUCAUCACCUCUAACUGCUGAGCCAUCCUCAUAUACUUUUCUUGUCUAAUUUCCCACUCCCUGAAAUUGCUGUUUUCAUUUCUUCGUUUCACGUCUUCAUUUCUCUUUAAAGCCCCUCCUUUGAUUUCUCACUGAUCACCUUGCCACCUACUUCAUGGCAGAAAUAGAAACGAUCAAGUGGGGUUUCCUUAUCUUUCCUUUACCAUGUCAACCAUGUGACUUGCCCCUAUGCCCAUUCUCUGCCUUUCCUCCUGAAUGAAAUAGCCCUGCUACUAUAAAAGGCCAACCCCUCCACCUCUUCACUGAAUCCUGUCUCCUUUUGACUUCUCAAGGUCUUUGCUCUUGCAAUUAUUUUCUCUCUCCUCCAUCUUUCUCUUGUUAGGUCAUUCCCAUUAACAUAAAGAUAUGUUCGAGGAUGUUUCUUCUUUAAAAACUCCUGCUUUGGCCCCAUUUCCCCCUUUAGUUACUGCUCAUUUCUCUGGGACCUUCACAGAAAAACUUCUCAGAAGAGUUGUACAUGUUUUCACUUCCCCACUUUUUUCCUCAACCCACGCCGAUAGAUUUCUGUCCCCAUUACUCCACUGAAGCUGCCCUUGUCUGAGUCACCAGUGAUUCCAUGUUGCUAAUACAGUGCUCACCUCUUGUCCCUCUCUUAGGAAGCCUCCUGACAUUAGGCAUAAUUGAUUUCUCUGUAUAUCAAGAAACACUUGGUUUCUAGGAUAGUACGUAUUUUUGGUUUUCUUCCUGUCUUACUAAUUGUUGCUUCUUUUUUUGUUUUUUAAAUUUUAAUUUAUUUUUGGUUGCAUUGAGUCUUUGUUGCUAUGCGUGGGCUUUCUCUAGUUGCGGUGAGCAGGGGCUACUCUUUGUUGUAGUGUGGCAGGUUUCUCACUGCGGCGGUUUCUCUCGUUGCAGAGCACGGGCUCUAGGCACGCGGGCUUCAGUAGUUGUGGCUUGCGGGCUCAGUAGUUGUGGUGCACGGGCUUAGUUGCUCUGUGGCAUGUGGGAUCUUCCCGGACCAGGGCUCGAACCCGUGUCCCUUGCACUGGCAGGUGGAUUCUUAACCUCUGCGCCACCAGGGAAGUCCUUAAUUGUUGCUUCUUGGUCCUGCUUGCAGGCUGCUUCUCUGCUCUAUCUUUAGAUGUUGCAAUGCCCAGCCCUUGGCUUUGGAUCCUCACCUCUUUUUCUCUAUAUAUUCUUUCUUAAGUUGAUUUCAUCCAUUCCAUGGUUUUAAAUUCUAGGUAUAAGCUGAUGAUUCUCAAAAUGAUAAUUCUGGCCCUGACCCCUUCCUUGAACACCAAAUUCAUAUAUCCCAUGGUUUAUGUGGCCUCUUCAUUUGGAGAUCUAACAGGCAUUUCAGAACUAGCAUAUUCAGAGCAAUGCUCUUGAUUCUCACCUCCACCUCCAACCUGUUUUUCCUCCAAGAUUUCCCAAAUGACUUCAGUGUCUACCCAUUUACUAGAGGCAAAAACUUAGGAAUUAUUCUCAGUUUUUCUUUUUUCCAUCCCCCACAUAUAUGACUUCACUCUAGGGGUGUGCCCUGAGCAGUCUAAACCAAUCAUGGUAGUCCCAUACUCCUUGCUAGUGACUAGAACUAGACUAAGACCAGUCAGCAUAAGGGGUUAGUUUAGGAAUAUCAUGUGACUUAGUUCAGGUCAAUGAUACCAUGAGAUAAAGGUUUCUGGGGCUUCUGGGGAAACAUUUCUCUUUAGAAUAUGUUAGUGAGGAAACACGUAGCCCAUAUUCUCACCAUGCAACACCCUAUGAUCAUAUUCAGUAAGAAUCAGCCUUAGGAUGAAGCUGGCCUUCUGGGUGGGAAAAGGAAGAGGAAAGAACCGGAAUCAUAGAUGACACAGUUGGCUGAUUCAGACCCAACCCUGAAACCCACCCUACAUCUGGAUUUCCAGUUCGGUGAGGCAGUAAAUUUCCUUACUAUUUAGGCCACUUUGAAUUAGAUUUUCUGUUUCUUGCAGUUGAAAGCAAAUUAAUAGAUGCAAAGAGAAAGGCAGGUCGCCUGUGGAAAGAGUCAUGAAAUUCCUGCUGUCUCGGGACCUUCCUAGAUUCAGUUCCAGUGUCCGUGAGGCCCAAUUAUGAUUCCUAGUCUUGGAUUUCUGUAAGAUUUCUGGCUCUCCUGUGCAGGCAUCCCUGAGCUGGCCUGGCUGUUUCUUGUACCUAAAAGGAUUAUAGUUAAAAUGGGAGGUAAAGCACUCAGCCCACUGAGUACUUGACCCAUAAUUAGUUCUCAACCCCUAUGUGUUUACAUUAACUUUGUUUCUAAAGGAUUUAAAGCUGCUUUAAGUAAAUCCUAGUGUCUUCUCUCCACAAAUGUUCAAACAAUAAAUCUCGAGAAUCUUUGGAGAAACAAGUUCUUUGAAACCAAAAUGUUGAAGAAAAGCAGAGACUUCAGGGGAUAUACCUUUCAGAUUAAAUACCUCUGUCCUCUCAGCCCUACUCGGCAGGGAGCUGGCAUGUCAACAGUCAGUUUGAAGCUGCUCUGGACCUUUGAGAGAAAACGUCCAUUUAAAUUUAGCAGAACCUCUUUCAUUUAGAGUCCUUACAGAGAAGCACAUAUAUCAGUGAAAAGCCUAAAUUAGAUAAUUUUUAAAAGAACGGUAGCUUCAUUAUUUUCAAGUACACAGAGUAACUCCAUGUCAGCCAUGAAGUGUUCCUUUGUAGAAGCCCUUAGGGACUUUUCUUAAUGAGUAGAUUAUAAUUAUUGGUAAUCAGCAUAAUGGUUCUCUGCAGUGUGUGCUUCCAAAGCAAUGGAGCGUAUUAAGUGGUUUUGAUGUUCUGGGGGUAAUUUUGUUUACAACAUUAAUCUGCUCAGUGUAUACCCUUUAUAGCUAUAACCCUCUGUUGUUUAAAAAAAAAAAAUUCUGAAGGCUCUCUCCAUCGUACAGCAUUUGAUUAUCAGAGGCAGAAACAAUGUAGGAAGCAGAGAGAUGCAUAGUAGGACUCAGAUUCUUUUUUUAAGAUUUUUUUGAUGUGGACCAUUUUUAGUCUUUAUUGAAUUUGUUACAAUAUUGCCUCUGUUUUAUGUUUUGGUUUUUUGGCCACGGGGCAUGUGGGAAUCUUAGUUCCCAGACCAGGGAUCGAACCUGCACCCCCUGCGUUGGAAGGUGAAGUCUUAACCACUAGACCGCCAGAGCACAGGCUCCGGAUGCGCAGGCCCAGUGGCCAUGGCUCAUGGGCCUAGCCACUCCGCGGCGUGUGGGAUCCUCCCGGACCAGGGCACGAACCCAUGUCCCCUACAUCGGCAGGCGGAUUCUCAACUACUGCGCCACCAGGGAAGCCCUGUUGUUGUUUUUGAUCGUUCGCAUUUAGUAAGGGCUUACCAUGGACCAGAAGCUCUGCUAAGCACCUUACAUGGGAAGGUAUUUACCUCACUGCAUCAGUUCUGGGAUGCAUUUUUCAAAAUAGGAGUGUAUCUAAUUGGCAUCUUGUGAGUGUCAGCCAGGCAGCAGUUGUGACGUCACUGCUGUCACCACCUGUGCAUGUGCACGUUGAGCAUGCUCUUCAUAUUGUCAUCACUUCUGUCAAGUAAUACGCAUUAUUGAUGCCACAUAUGUUAAAUGUAUGUGCUGUGUAAGAUGUCUUCCAAAAGAAUGCACUGUGAUUUGAUAUUACAAUGAAAGGUUAUUUUGUACUCAGAAAGGUACAGAAGCAAAGCAGUGCGGUUCGGUGUUAGUGAAGCAAAGGUUUGCCAUUGGAGGAAUGAACGUGAGACUGUAUUUUUUGCAAAGCAGCAACUAAGUGCUGCUUAGAACUAAAGAAAGAAAGAUCCACACUAGUAAUUGAAAUUUUACUGACAUGCUGAGAUUGGUGUGAAAGGUUUGCCUAUCAAACACCAAGCAAGGUAAAUGAAUGAAGGGGAAACUGUUCCAUCCUUUGGAAUAAAUGGAAGAAUUUCUUAAUGUAGUGAGAGGUCUACUGUGACCAUUUCAUGCAGAUCACAGGACUAAUCAUUAAGGUGUGAACCAAUUUGUCAGAAACUUCAUGCUGACUUUGAGCAGAAGCUGAUUUGCUUCUAGGGAUAUGUGAUUCAAUAUAGGAAGAAAAUGAAAUUAGACAUGAGGUCAAAUAGGAAGCGCUGAUGAAGCUAGGUAUUCUUCAUCAUGGCUUGGAUGCCUCCAAUCUAAAAAAGGUCUAAAAUGCUCUUUGAAUAGGUAUACAUUUUAAGAGAAUCGAGAUUUGUUUUAAUCAGUUAUGGUAAGACACACAGACAUGGAGAUGACUGUCAUGAGGGAAGUUUGUUAUACUCAGAAGUCACUAGAAAUAGGAAGCAUGGCAUAGGGAAGCACCCGGGUCAAUCAGGAGUCAGAGAGAGUGAGGGGAAAAUGUGUGCAAGAGCCUCUAGGGUGGUUUUUACGAGAAGGAACAGGCGAGUCAGAGUGAAUAGGCUUGGGAUUGGCUAAUCUGAAUAAUUUUGGUGGGCUCUGGGACAAAGGGCUGUCACUAGUUGUCUCAUAUCAGGCCCUGGGUGAUUAGGGCAGCUGGAUAAUGCCAUAAAGGAGCUGGUUAGGUACUGACUCUGGAUUGGUGUGUAAUGAAAGGCACACUCCCAGAAAGGUUGUUUGCUAACCCUAGGAAUUAGCUAACCCUGGGAGGGGCAUUCCCUACAGGGUCAGCAAGGCCCCAAGAUGUCAAAACAUCAGAAAAUAAAAGGCAUGGUUCAUACUGUACAAAAUAGUAAUUGCAAGUAAUAAAAAACAUUGCCAUGGUUGAAUUAUCUGGGUUCUUUUUGUUAGUGAUACAUUGUGGUAACCAGCCUCCAAGAUGGCCCACAGUUAUCUCAUCUCCUAGAUUCAUGCUCGUGUGUAGUCCCCUCCCAACAUUGUAUUUGGAUUGGUCUGUGUGAGCAGUAAACAGCAGAAGUGGUGGUGUGUCACUUUCAAGGCUCUGUUAUAAAAGACAUUUCAAGGCUUGGCUUUUGCAUCUACCUUGCCCCUCUUGAAUCACUCGCUCUGGGGGAACCAGCUGCCAUAUCAUGAGGACACGCAUAUAACCUCCUGGAGAGGCCCACUUGGCAAGGAAAUGAGGCUCCUUCCUCACUCAAAAUGUGCGUGUGACUUUUUAGAAGCAGAUCCUCCAACCCCAGUCAAGCCUACAGGUGACUGCAGCCUCAUGAAAAACCCUGGUUGGCUUAUUUCAUUCAUUUAUUAAACACUUAUGGAGGACCUACUAAAUGCCAGGAACUAGGAAUAUAAGAUUGUGUAAGUCAUAGUUCCAAUCUUUGAGUUUCUAGUCUGGUAAUGUCUUCAGAUACCGAUCUCCUUCUCUUUGAAAGAAAGAGGUGUCUUGCCCUCUCCCCGGCUCACCCAUCCCACCAUCAGUAAAGUGACCAGGUAACCAGUCUUUGAGUGUGUGGAGUUAGGAUGGAAAAACUGAGUGGUGGACUGCUUUUUUGUGGGAGUCCACUGUUUCUCCUUGUUUCAUUAACUCUCUGAUGAUGAAGUUCUGUCCCCUGCAGGCAGCAUUACAGUGCCCCAGGAGAGCUGUUUGAAACUGCCGCCUGGCAGUAAGUAGUACACAGUAACUCUAAUAGCAGAAGCGGGUUUCCUGGCUGGUCCCAUUCGGCUUCCUGAGACUGGAGAUUGCCUGGUCUUCAACUACCCUUUCUUUUCCAAGCUUAGUACUUAACUCUCCAAGAUUAGAAGAAGAGGCUGUCUCUUAUCCUUAGUAAAUUGUUGAGAGAAUAGAGAGGGGUCUAUAUUUCUACUAAAAGAAAAGGAAAAAAAAGGAUGGAAGGAUGGAAAUAUUCUGAACAGAGGAACAAAGAAGUAAAGGGUAAUUUUCAGGCUUCCCUCAACAGCUUUUGUUGGGCGUUAUGAGGUUUGAAAUAUGUCCUUAUGGAGGAAUGUGUUACUCAAAAUAAAUUGCUUCUAGAUUGUUUUUCCAAGUCAAUUUUUAAACUUUAAAUGUCAUUCUAUUUAUGUUUUUUUAAAAAUAAAGUUUAUCUGAAAAGUG
Messenger RNA from Globicephala melas (long-finned pilot whale), 10519 nucleotides. Lineage: Eukaryota; Metazoa; Chordata; Mammalia; Artiodactyla; Delphinidae. The record is from RefSeq and is a predicted model, not a curated record.